AUGGCACAAGAAAAGCAUAAGGCAACUGCUCCAUUCAAUCAUGUUCAAGGCAUUGCAUCGACCAAUGUACCUUGUUAUUCAAAUGGUGACGAUGAAUUUUUUUCCGUUGAACAACAUUAUUUUCAUGGUGUUUUCAUGGGUUUUAAAUGGCAAUGUGUCGAAUUUGCUCGCCGUUGGCUACUCAUACGUAAACGAUGCAUAUUCAAAAAUGUUCGACAUGCUUCUCAUAUUUUUAAUGAAAUAACAGAUAUUGAACGGGUGACCGAUGGUAAAUUAUUUCCAUUAAAAUCAUAUCCAAAUGGUUCAACACAUAAACCGGAGGCGGAUUCUAUACUAAUAUUUAGUAAAUCAAAUGAACAACCUUUCGGUCAUAUUGCCAUUAUUUGUGAAGUUUUACCUGAUCGUGUUCGUAUAGCUGAGCAAAAUUUCGAUUCGAAGUAUUGGCCUGGCAAUUAUGCUCGAGAAUUAAUGAUGGUGAAAGAAAAUGAACAAUAUUUUCUUAAAGAUCCAGAACAUGAGAUCACUGGUUGGAUGGAAAUCGAAGAUAAUCAUCAGUUAGAACCGUUAGAUGAAUCAGAAAUGGAUUCAAUUCUUGAACAUUAUCAACAACCGAGACCUGUUGGUAACUUAGAACGUUGUUUUAUUCCCUAUGAGAAUGAUGAAGUCAAAGAGCAAUGGCUUGAUAAAAAUUGUCCAGCAGAAAACUAUUUUAUGGAUUGGUAUGGUGAAAGUAUUGCUCGACCCGAUGCAAAACAAUUAUCUUAUUAUAAAAUUGACCAAGACUUUUUAUUAAAUGUUGGUACUACUUCCAAUCAAUUACAACGCAUGUUUAUGGCAGCUACUGAACGAGUGAUAAAUGAUGAUGAUUUAAUGACACGUUUCUGUAUACCGAAGGUGUUCUGGUCACAUAUUCGUCGAUCGUGGGCGAAUGAUCAAGAUCUUCAAAUAUCCGGUCGAUUCGACUUAGCUUUCGAUGGUAAACAAUUGAAAGCAUUUGAAUACAAUGCUGAUAGUGCAUCGGCUAUGUUCGAAUGUUCAAUUAUUCAACCAAAAUGGACUAAAGCUGCGAAGAUUGAAUGUGUAUUUACAGGAGGUUUUCAAAUGCAUCGAGUUCUAGUCAAAAAUUGGGAGAAUUUAAAUUUAACAAAAAUUGUUCAUAUUUUAAUUGGUACUGAUCGCGAUGAAAUGUUAACUGCACUUUACAUGCAAAAAGCGAUGAACGAAGCUGGCAUUCAAACGAAAUUAUGUGUAGAUAAUAAAGAUUUUUUCUGGAAAAAUGGAUCUAUUAUUGAUAAUGAUGGGCAACCGGUAACAUUUGUUUGGAAACUUUGGAUGUGGGAAACAAUAUUUAAAGAUUAUAACAAUGCACAAAAAGAACGUGCACAAGAGAAUACUAACGGAUCGACAUGGAUGCCAACUGACGGUGAACAUCCUCGUCUUAGUGAUAUUCUUCUUAACGAUCAGAUUCAAGUUGUUGAGCCACUUUGGAAAGUUAUUAUGAGUAAUAAAGCUCUUCUACCUGUACUCUGGUCCAUGUAUCCUAAUCAUCCAAAUUUACUCCGUAGUGAAUGGACACUGAGCGACGAUUUGAAACAUUGUGGUUACGCAAAAAAGCCAAUUGUUGGUCGCUGCGGUCAAAAUGUAACCUUGUUCAAGGCAGAUAGUGAAUCAGUAAUCGAUCAAACGCAAGGUAGUUUUACCGAUCGAGAUUGUAUCUAUCAAGAAUUCUUACAUUUAAAAAAUUUUGAUGGUUAUUAUUGUAUUAUCGGUAGUUGGAUUAUACAUGGUAUCUUUACUGGUUUCUGUAUUCGAGAAGAUCAGAAAUUAAUCACCGAUGCUGAAAGUCCAGUGGCCGCAUGUUGUAUUGUUUGGAAAUAG
Molecule: messenger RNA, 1878 nt
Organism: Rotaria socialis
Lineage: Eukaryota; Metazoa; Rotifera; Eurotatoria; Philodinida; Philodinidae
Source: the annotation of a GenBank genome assembly